Molecule: messenger RNA, 2035 nt
Organism: Nomia melanderi (Alkali bee)
Lineage: Eukaryota; Metazoa; Arthropoda; Insecta; Hymenoptera; Halictidae
Gene: Syx17
Product: syntaxin 17
Biological process (GO): vesicle fusion; intracellular protein transport; exocytosis
Cellular component (GO): plasma membrane; autophagosome membrane; endomembrane system
Molecular function (GO): SNAP receptor activity; SNARE binding
Source: RefSeq, a predicted model, not a curated record
ACAAUGAUCAUCCUAGAGGGCGACGUAUUCGAUGACUGACCAUUGUGUGGUGCGAAGAUACGUCGAAGUAAUCAGCUGAUUGGGUUAUUUUUGUGAGCUCAGUAUGCUGCAGAAAUAAAUUAUUUUGUGUCGAUACACUGUGAACUAUGAACUCUCAAUAUUUGUUCGAAUACCAGUGUAAAUUUGUUCUGAAUCGGUGUACAAAGGGCCAUUAUCCUUUGACGAAUAAUUAAUGUCUCCGGAAAAUUGUGGUUGAAAAUUUAUCAGGAGUGUGAUAUAUAGUGGUGAUAUGUAAAAGAGGGUGACGUUAGUUUAAAAAAUACGAUAAAAACCUUGUAAAAACAUGUCAUCCGCGUCAGAAAGCAGUACAAUGAAGCAGCCUAUUAAGCGUCUGGAGAUCCAAAUUAAUAAUUUCAACAUCGCUGUACCUCAUCAUGUUGAUUUAUUAAAGAGGCAUAAGAAUAAUAUCCUAAAAUACCAAGCGCAACAUGAUUGGGAAAGAAUGCAUAAGGAACAUGUGAACGUAUCAAGGCCUGUGAAGCAACUAAAGGAAUUAUUGUAUCAAAUGGACACUCUUAGAACACAGGUUCUUGACUCUGAUAUUGAGCAAUUUGAUAAAUUGACUGCUAAUGCUCGCACAAAUAUGAUGAAUGCCAUUAAAGAGUAUUUAGAACUGGAAUUAAACUUACCACUUUCACCACCUGAGUCACCCAAAAGUGAAAAUCAGAAUGAAGAGCACCCACUUAACGAUAGCUAUGUCCAAUUGGAGAAAGAACAGAAGGAAUUGCAGCAUCAAAAAACAUGUCUGCAUACUUGGAACAAUCUGCAGGGAGAUAUAAAUCAGCUACAUGAUUUGUUUGUUGAGUUCAACAAGAUUGUGGAUGAUCAAAGAGAAACUGUAAAUAAAGCAGAGAAUGAUAUAGAGGAGACAAGCACGAAUGUACAAGAGGGUGAAAAAAUGCUGGCAAAGGCUGCAAGAUAUAAACUUGCUAUGUAUCCAUUUGCAGGGGCUUUAAUUGGUACUUGUGUUGGUGGACCUGUUGGUCUAGUAGCAGGUUUAAAAAUUGGUGGAAUAACUGCAUUAGGUUGUGGCCUUUUAGGUUUUACUGGGGCAACGAUACUAAAGAAAAAAGAAUUACAAAUGCAAAAGUCAACGAGCACAUCAGACUACAGUAUGAUAGAACGAAAGCCAAUACAGAGAUCACCAUCAUUGCCAGGUAACUCAACAGAAACCAAAAAAGAUUUAUGACCAAUAGAGAAGUCUGACAUUAGUGUUAAAAAAAAGAAUGCUUGUAACAUUAUUUAAUCUCGGAGGACUGAUACAUGUGAUACACGUCUUUUGCAUCUAGACAUGCUUUUUUGAUAUUACACGAAUAAAAUGGAAAGGCAUGCAAAAAUUGACUAUUGAUAAUUUUAAUAUACAUUGCCUCCAAAAUGGCUUGCGACUGCUUAAAGGCACUGACAAUGUUGUCUUGUUAUCAAUUUUAUAACUAGUAAGAAAUAUGACAUUUUUUUUUAUUAUCAUUACAUUUUGAAGGCACUGAUAUGUACGUAGGGUUGUUCGCAUUGAUAUUACUAAAAUAUUGUACAUCAUAUUAAAAUUAGGUUAUCGAAUACAUUACACUGAAUCUUUAUAUAGCAUCAUUUGUACGUUUCUAACGGCAAAAUGUACUUACCGCGAAAACGGUUUGUAUGUACUUCUUUGCGAAACUGAUGUUCACCGGCGGAAAACAAAUUUUUCUACACUUCCAACCUACUUUCGCGAAAUAUUAUAUAUGAUCGUCACACAAGAACCGAAAAUUGAAAGGUCUACAAACAGAACAUUCGCAAAUCAAACGUUUAGUUUAAUAAACAAGCACAAAAUGAUCAAUUAGCAACACACCAGAGACACUAGAGCGUACCAUCUACCGGAAGUCACGAUCGACACCGUUAAUAUCGAUCGUUCGAGCGCGCUCGAUUCGAUCGACUUUUCGAAACAAUGUCCCGCGAAUUUCAUUGUACACCGUUGAAUGCAAUAAAACCAUUUGCUUAAUUA